This is a messenger RNA of Mangifera indica (mango), 6959 nucleotides long. RefSeq lists its product as uncharacterized. Lineage: Eukaryota; Viridiplantae; Streptophyta; Magnoliopsida; Sapindales; Anacardiaceae. The transcript has 16 exons. Gene Ontology annotation, molecular function: ADP binding; protein binding. The record is from RefSeq and is a predicted model, not a curated record. Bases 420 to 6959 code for a protein of 2179 amino acids.
GAACUUUCUUCUAUUGAUGAAUCAUUCACACUAAAAUUAUAAGCAAUUAAUUCUUCUUCAUUGUAAUCUCUCUUCAUCAUCUUCAUUUUUCUUCUCUCUCAAUCAUACAGAAAUAUUUUCACUCACAAACCUCUGUGAAACUAGUUCCCCUGAUUUCUUCAGUUUGCACCUCAGUUGCCCUGUUACGUUCUCUGUUUUACUUUCCUUAUUUCAGAAUCUUUUUGCCCUAUUUCUGGUUCUUUAUUUUUUUCUGUUUCAAUAUUUCUGAUUUCUUCAACCAAAAAAAAAACUUUUUGCUUUCAGUUAUUUCUCGAUUACUAGAAAGAAUUAUCAUUUCUCGUAUUUAUUGUUAAUUAUUUUCAUUUUCUUUACUUCUCUUCUGUUUUUCAAACUUUGGAAAAAAAAAAAGUUUAAAAAAAAUGGUUGAUGUUGCCGGGAAUGUUGGGGGUGCGGUGAGUCCUGUCCUUCAACUUGCCGAGUGGUUAGCUGCUCCGAUUUGUCGUCAAUUUAAGUACUUGUACAACUACACUACCAAUUUCAAAAAUCUGGAAAUGGAAGUUGGUAAGUUGAAGAAUACAAGAGAUGAAGUUGAGCGUAAGAUUAUUGCUGCCGAAAGAAAUGUGGAAGUGAUCAAACAAAAUGUUAAGGACUGGCAGAAAAAUGUGGAGGAGACCAUUACUAAAGCAGAGCAAUUGAUUCAAGAGAAAGAAAACAACUCGCGUUGUUUCAAGGGAUUGUCCCCCAACUUCAUCAUUCACUACAAACAAAGCAGGAAAGCUUUUAAAUUGAAGCGGGAUGAUAUUGAUCCACUCCUCCAGCAAGAAGGGGAAUUGAGUCCAGUUUCCUAUCAAACUAAUCCACCAGACAUCUGGCUUAGAUCUAGUGAAAAUUAUUUGGAUUUUGAAUCAAGAAACUCCACUGUAGAGAAUGUAUGGGAUGCUUUAAAUGAUGAGAAUGUGUAUAUGAUUGGUGUUUAUGGGAUGGGUGGUCUUGGGAAGACCACGCUUGUAGAGGAACUUGGUAGGAAAGCUAAGAAGGAUAAGCUCUUUGAGGACAUUGUUUUCGUUGAGGUUUCAGAGUCUCCUGAUGUAAAGAAGAUUCAGACAACAAUUGGAAACAAAUUGGGUCUAAAAUUCGAAAACGAAAAUGAAAGUGAAAUGGCAAAUAAGAUGUAUUCAAGAAUGAAGGACAAGAAUAUUCUUCUAAUUCUAGAUAACAUUUGGGAACCUCUAGAAUUUGAAAAGACGAUGGGAAUUCCUUGCGGAGCUGAUCGUGGAAGAAAUAAACUUUUGUUCACAACAAGAAACUUAGAUGUGUUGGAGAGGAUGGGCUCCACAAAUAAUUUCGGGAUGGGCAUUUUAAAUGAAGAAGAAGCUUGGACCCUAUUCACCAAAAUGACAGGAAAUAUUAUUCAAACACAUGAAUUGUAUUCUCUACAAAAUGAUGUAUGCAAGGAGUGCGGGGGAUUACCUCUUGUCAUUAGUGCAAUAGCUAAAGCAUUAAGAAACAAGAGUGAUCCAUCUGAUUGGAAGUAUGCAUUACAAGAAUUGAAGGGACUUUCAGAAGUAAAGUAUACAAGAUUCCUUGAAAAGGAGUACACAAAGAUCGCCUUGAGUUACAAAUAUUUAAGUGAUGAACUUAAGAAAACGUUUUUAAUUUGCAGUCUAAUGGAAAAUAAUACUUCCAUUUUAGACUUGUUCAAACAUGUUGCGUGCCUAAAUACACUUGGUGGAGUUAAUUUGACAAUGGAAGGCGCACGAGAUAGACUAGAUAAAUUGGUUCAUGACCUAAAAGAUGUUUGUUUGUUACUUGACGGGGUCGAAAGCGGCCAAUUUGCUAUGCAUGAUGUUAUUCGUGAUGUUGCCAUAACAUUUGCACAUGAGGAGCACCAUGUGUUUACAACAAGAAAUGACGUUGAACGAGAUUGGAAGGAUAGAGACAAACUCAAGAAAUGCACAAUGAUCUCUUUACCAGGUGCAAAUACUAUUAUUAGUCAACUUUGGCCUAACGAUUUGGAUUGUCCAAAUCUUGAAUAUUUCAAUAUGACUUAUAUGUGGAACUUUUCUUUUAAAAUCCCGGAGGGCUUUUUUACGAUGAUGCCAAAGCUUAGAGUAUUGAAUUUGGUUCGACUACAACAAACGUCAUUGCCAUCAUCAAUUCAUCAUUUGAAAAACCUUCAAACAUUGUGUUUAGAUGAGAGCAACAUUGAAGGUGUUCCUAUUAUUGGAAAGCUUAAUGAGCUAAAGGUCCUUAGCUUACGAAAUUCUUACAUUAGGGAGUUUCCCACAGAAAUGGGUCAAUUAACUCAACUAAGAUUGUUAGAUUUGAGCAAUUGCCGUAAUUUGAAAGUUAUUGCUCCAAAUGUGAUAUCAAAAUUAUCCAAUUUGGAAGAACUUUAUUUGAGGGAGUGCCCUAUUCAGUGGAAGAUUGAAGUGCUUGAGGAAUUGAAGCUCUUGUCUAACCUCGCUAGUGUAGAGUUGGAUAUUGAAGAUGACAAGGUUUUGCCUGAAGACUUUUUUUCUAGAGAGUUUAUAAGGUACAAAUACAAAAUAUCAGUGGGAAAUUGGUUGUACCAAUAUCCAAGAAUUGGUGAACAAAAGUGUUUGAGGAUAUUGAAAUUGAUAUUCAAUCCUACCAUCCACUUAGAAGAAUUAUGCGGAAUCAAAAAUGUUGAACUCUUAUGCUUAGCCGAAUGUUUAGAUGAUGAAGAUGAAGAUGAGGACGAUCUUGAGCAUUCAAAAUUCAAUUUGCAGUCUAAUGAAAUCACAUCACUUUUUAAUGAAAAGGUUAUCUUUCCUGAUUUAAUGGUCUUGAUGUUGAAGAAUAUUAUUUCUAGAAAGAUUUGGGACAGUCAAUUUCCAUCAUCCUCCUUUCAAAAUUUGAAAGAAUUGAUAUUGUGGAGAUGUACAAAGAUAAAAUUUGUGUUUCCUUAUACCAUAACCAAAAACUUCCAGCAACUCCAAUAUCUUGAGAUAAAGGAUUGUAUUGAUUUAGAGGAAAUUGUUGCUACAGAAGAAAUAACAGAAGCAGCUGCCAGUGUUGUCUUUCCUCAAGUAACCAUUUUGAAGCUCGAAAAUCUACCGGAACUUGCAACUUUUUAUCCUGGAAUACAUACUUUGGAAUGCCCAAAGUUGAAAAAGUUGGCGGUGAAAAAUUGUGACAAAUUUAAGAUGUUGAAUUCAGAACCAAAUUCUUUGUGCUUGGACCAUAAGAUCAACUAUGAUUUGGAGGUAUUUGAAUUAAAGACUCAGAGCAUGGUGAUUAGAUGGAGUCGUCAAUCUAAUGCUCUUGAAUUCUUACAUGAUAAGUCAGCAAAUAUUCCAUUUCAACUCUUUCAAAGAUUUGAAAGUCUGGAAAAGCUCCAACUAUGUGGCUGUGAAUACAAAGAAAUUAAGAGUGUAUAUGAUCUUUCAAAUCUUAAUGUUCUACAUGUAGAGGAGUGUAGCAAAUUGGUGAGUCUAGUGCCAUCAUCACCUUCAACAGCUAGAACCUUGGUGCAGUUGAAAGAAUUAAGCAUAUCGAAUUGUGGAAUGCUGGCUGAAAUAUUAGAAAAUAAGAGCGAUGUAACAACAAUUGAAAUUGAUUUUCAAAAAUUGACCAAGUUGUCACUUGAUUCAUUAGAAAGUCUCACAUGCUUCUGUUCAGGGAAUCACUCUCUCAAUUUGCCAUCAUUGAAAAAGUUAAUUAUUGGAGAAUGUCCCAACAUGAACACUUUCUUCAGAGAAAUCUCAAACGUUUCAGAAUUUACUUUGCAGUCCAAUGAAAUAACGCCAUUUUUUAACCAAAAGGUUCACUUUCGUGAUUUAGAAGUCUUAGAAUUGAAGAAUAUUAGUUUUGGAAAGAUUUGGGAUAGCCAACUUUCAACUUCUUCUUAUCAAAAUUUGACACACUUGACCUUAUGUAAAUGUGAUAAAAUAAAAUAUGUGUUCCCUUUGUCAAUAGCCAAAAACCUCCAACAACUCCAAUGCCUUGAGUUAAUGUUUUGUAAGGUUUUAGAGAGAAUUGUUGCUCCAGAAGAAGGAACAGAAGCAGUUGUCAAUUUUUCCUUUCCGCAGGUAACCAAAGUGAAGCUUCAUUUUCUAUCAGAGCUUACAGAUUUCUAUCCUGGAAUACACACUUCAGAAUGGCCGAAAUUGAAAGAGUUGUUGGUCGGAUAUUGUCCUAAAUUUAAGAUGUUCACUUCAGAGCCAAAUUCUUUAUGCUUGGACCAAAAGAUCAACCAUGAUUUGGAGGAAUUUCAAUUAAGCGAUGGUUCGGAAAGGAUUAGUUGGUGGAGUCAAUCUAAAAAACUUGUAAUCUCCUGUUAUAAGUCAACACCUAUUCCACUUUGGCUCCUUCAAAGAUUUCAAAAUCUUACAUGUCUUUUUGUUUAUGGUUGCCAUGAGUUGGUUAACUUAACAACACCUUCAACAACUAGAAGUUUGGUGCAGUUGAGAGAAUUGAAGAUAUCACAUUGUGAAAUGUUGAUGGAAAUAUUAGAAAUUGAGGAAGAUGCAACAAUUGAAAUUGUUUUUGAGAAUUUGAGCAAGUUGUCAUUCGAUAGCAUAGAAAGUCUUAUAUGUUUCUGCUCAGGGAAUUACACUUUCAAUUUUCCAUCACUGGAAGAGUUAAAUGUAAAAAAUUGUCCGAAUAUAAUAACCUUCUGUAAAGGAAUCUUGAGCACUCCAAAGUUACAGAAAAUCAGUUAUGAGGAAAUGGAAGUAGAGAAUGAAGAGAAUGAUCUUAAUAAAACCAUACAAGGAUUAUAUAAAAAGAAAAACCAGGAUAUCUCUCUUGAUUUGAAUUUGAAGUGCAAGGCAUUCCACCAUGAUAAUUCUAUGGAGAUUGUUUACCACCAACAUCUAACUUCAUUCUAUCAAAAUUUGACACACUUGUUCUUGUGGAAAUGUGGAAACAUAAAAUAUGCAAUUCCAUCUUCUAUUGCCAAAAUCCUCCACCAACUCCAACAACUAAAGAUUCAAAAUUGUAAGGCUUUAGAGGAGAUUGUUGCAAAAGAAGAUGGAGCAAAUGCAGUUGUCGAUUUUGUCUUCCCAAAUAUAACCUUAUUGAAGUUUGAAGAUCUACCAAAACUUACAGCCUUCUACCCUGGAUUAUAUGCUUUAGAAAUGCCAAAGUUGAAAGAGUUGGUAGUCAAGUAUUGUACCAAAUAUGCGAACUUAAAAGAAAACAAUGUGGAGACUGAGCUUAAUAUUUUAGCUCCAAAAUCUAUCUUCCUGGACAAUAAGAUCAACCAUGAUUUGGAGGAAUUUCAAUUACAGAAUGAUUCGGAUUUCAUUAGCUGGAGGAGUCAAUCUAAAAAUCUUAAAAUCUCUUACGAGUUGGCGGAUAUUCCACUUUGGCUCCUUCAAAGAUUUGAAAAUCUUGCAUGUCUUUCUGUUAGCCGGUGCAAGUUGGUUAACUUAACAACACCUUUAAUAGCUAAAAGCUUAGUGCAAUUGAGAAAAUUGAAGAUAUCAAAUUGUGAAAUGCUGGUGGAAAUAUUAGAGAUUGAGGAGGAUGCAACAAUUGAAAUUGUUUUUGAGAAUUUGAGCAAGUUGUCAUUUGAUAGCAUAGAAAGUCUUAUAUGUUUCUGCUCGGGGAAUUACACUUUGAAUUUCCCAUCACUGGAAGAGUUAAAUAUAACUGAAUGUCCCAAUAUGAAGACCUUUUGUAGAGGAAUCUUGAGCACUCCAAAGUUACAAAAAAUCAAUUAUGAGAGAAUGGAAGUAGAGAAUAAGGGUAAUAAUCUUAAUAAAACCAUACAAGGAUUAUAUAAACAGAAAAACCAGGACAUCUCUUUUGAUUUGAAUUUGAAGUACAAAGCAUUCCACCAUGAUAAUUCUAUGGAGAUUGGCUACAACCAAUAUCCGAGUUCCUUCUAUCAAAAUUUGACACACUUGUUCUUGUGGAAAUGUGGAAACAUAAAAUAUGCAUUUUCAUCUUCUAUUGCCAAAAGCCUCCACCAACUCCAACAACUAAAGAUUCAAAAUUGCAAGGUUUUAGAGGAGAUCAUUGCAAAAGAAGAUGGAGCAAAUGCAGUUGUCAAUUUUGUCUUUCCAAAUAUAACCUUAUUGGCGAUUAAAGAUCUACCAGAACUUAUCGCCUUCUACCCUGGAGUAUAUGCUUUAGAAAUGCCAAAGUUGAAAGAAUUGGUGGUCCAAGAUUGUACCAAAUAUGUGAACUUAAAAGAAAACAAUAUGGAGACCGAGCUUAAUAUUUUAGAUCCAAAAUCUAUCUUCUUGGACAAUAAGAUUAACUUCAAUUUGGAGGUAUUUGAAUUAUAUGAUGGUGAGGCAAAUAUUUGUUGGCGGAGUCGAUCUAAAACUCUUACAAUCUCUGCAAAUAUUCCACUUCGACUCCUUCAAAGAUUUGAAAAUGUGAGAGGGCUCCAACUAUCCUCGAGUCAAUAUAAAGACAUGAAGAGCCUAUGUGAUCUUCCGAAUCUUGAAAUUCUAGAAGUAGAUUAUUGUGAUAGAUUGAUGAGUUUAGUGCCAUUCUCAGGUUCUUCUGUCAGUUCAUUCUACUUUUUGGUACAGUCUGCCAGACUGGCUAUGGUAGCUGCCUCCAUGCUCGGGUGGUUGAACUGGGAUUUUCGGGUUUCCCCUUUUUCAUAUGGAAAGAUAGGCCUUUCAGUAAAUGAAUUUUUUGCUCCUCAGUGGCAAAAGACUGUAGUUUUACCAAUAGUAGUGUUUGUGUUGCCUAGAAACACUACAUUGGGCAGGAUCGAGCAAAGGCUGUUGAGAUUCUUGUCAAGGACUUUAAGGUUUUUGCAUCUUUUAAUGAAAAUCUUUAGAAGGAGAUUACUCAGCUCCUCACUCUUGAUAACUUUAGGUGACUACACCACCAUUCUUUUUAAUUGGCAAAAUGAGCAUCUUUCCAAGUAUGGAGACACAAAAUCGGCUUGUAAUAUUAUGCUUGUAGAACUCAAAAAGCUAAUUGAAGCAAACCCCCUGUUUCGUGACAAGCUUAUACAUUCCUAG